UUAUAUUUUCUCUGUUAGAAAUAUUAUAUUUCAAUAAACAUAAAUAUUGUUGCCAACAAUGGUAAUUUAUGUUUAACAAAUUAGAGUUGUGAUCAAUUGUAUUUACACGUUGGCAGAAAGCAUUUCUUUAUGCGUAAUUUCUAAUAAGAGAUGCACUGGAGCGAACAAUGAAGUGCCGAAUGGAAUUAUUUUGUCGAUAGAAUAAUACUCUUUUGGGUGUUGUGUUUAUUCACGACGCAUUCGGUAUAUAACGAUGCUCGUUCAGCCAAUGAAAAACUCGAAUUCUUCUUUUUUUCAAACACCUUUAUACACAAACACCUUUAUAUGACAGAGGGUCCAGCGCUUAUUGAAUUUAUUUUUUACGAAUUCUUUCCUAACACGAAAGAAGCGAUAAAAUAGAGAAAAGUUUAAAAGAAAAUUGCGGUAAUUAUAAUGAUUUCUCUUAUUUAAAAAUAUUCGUUAUCGAAAAACCUAUAGAGUUAAUCGGGAUCUCCUUCUUCCCCACACAGUCGAUGUUCCAGCGCAUCAAACCAAAGGCAUUAAUCUUGUUUACGGUAUUGAUGUUAUUCGAAAAUCACCAUUAAAAUUAUCAACCCGGUUAUUUCGAUCACAAAUAAUUACAUAAAUUAUUAUUAUUUCUAUUAAAUAAAACUUUGUGGAAAAGUGCAAAAAGUUCCGGCGAUGGGCAAGACAAAAAGAAAAUAUCGAACAAUAUAAAUGUCUUGUAUCAGAAAACCGCUAUUUUCAUGGGAAACAAUGGCUCUAAUGUUUACGGGAAAACAUUAUUUAGUUUUUUCAGAGUUAUUCUUUGUGUUAUUUUAGUGAAAAUGUCUUUGAAAGUUCUCUUUCGUCCUUAGCCUUAAUGCGAUUUAUCGAAUAAGGACCGAAGUUCACACUCCGGAGACCGUCGGAAAUAAGAUUCGGUAAGGAAACAGUCGUGGCCAGUGCAGAUGAUAUUCGAUCCCGAUCAGUUAUUGAACUACUUGAUUUUUACCCCCAUAUCGACCUGUAGUGCCGCGGUGUUUAUCCUGGCACUCUUCUACCACUUGCUGUUUGGCAAUUGUAAUAAAUCCCGAGGACACUUUCCCACUCUUCAUUACAAAGAAUCUAUAUUUUCUCGAUUUCUUCUGGAUCGAAUACCCGAUCUACGUCGAUCUUACUAUCCCCCACUCUGGGCUUACAACCCUUACGUGCAAGCGUUGAUAAGUUAUCUGCUGCCUUGUCCGGAAGUUCGCUAUCGGCGACAAUAUCUACAACUGAAAGAUCGCGGAUUAGUGUCGCUCGAUUGGGCCGUUUGGUCUUUCCAGGGAGCGUGGAGAAACUCUUUAAACGACCAUCACUUGCUACUAAUACUACCCAACUUUACGGAAGAUGCCGUGGACGUGGGAGAGAUGAGUCUACGGGCUAUGGGAAAGGGAUUUCACCCGGUGGUUUAUAACAGAAGAGGACACGGACGUUCUCCGCUCACCACUCCCAAGUUCCAAUCCUACGGAGAUCCUUCCGAUCUUCGGCAGGCCGUCAAAUUUAUCAGGAGCCAAUAUUCUGGUCUCCGUCUUUCCGUAGUCGGCUACGGAACGGGGGCGGAUCUUCUCCUGUCUUAUUUGGGGGAGUACGGCAGUUCGGCCGACCUAACGGCGGGAGUUGCAAUAUCACCCAUUUUCGAUCCCGAAAGCCUUUACAAACGCGGAUUGCCUCUUUUCUACGACUUUUCUCGUCUUUUGUCGUUUCGCAGGUUUCUCGGUCUACACUCUCACGCUCUAUCCGAGGUGAUAGAUUCGAAUGCCGCCCUUCUCAGUCGCACCGUUCCGGAAUUCGAGAAACGAGUCUACUGGAAGAUGUGCAAUUGCAACAAUUGGGACGAAUAUUGGGAGAAGAACGCGCCGUUGAGAGAUGCCGACGAAAUGUCGGUUCCUCUUUUGUGCGUGAGUAGUAAAGACGAUCCUCUCGUACCUCGGACGGCCAUUCCUUACCACGUUUUUCGAGUCUAUCCUCAAAUGAUUCUGGUGGAAACUGCUAACGGAGGCCACUGCUGCUUUUUCCAGUCGGGUGCGCUAUUUCCUCCAUCCUGGGCUAAUUCAUUAACUUUAGAUUUUAUUAAAGUGACCUUGGAAUUUUCGUCCGUGGAAGAACAAAUUACCAAAGCCGCUCUCCUUCGGAACGUACGGUGAAACCUUCAACGCGCAAGUACUCUACUACGGUUCCUUCUACAACAUCAAAGAGAUGAUCGCCGGUGUUAUUUAUAUUUCUUAUUUAUCGAAUUGCUUAAGGAUGUUACAGAAAUUAAAUAAAAUAUAAUUUAUUACUUAAUGGCACGCUUUCUUUCUCCGUAUAAACUGGAAUAAAGAAGCCCGUAAAUCAUAAUACUCUACUUUAUUUGAUAGAAGAUACUCCUUACCGUCGCUUUAGU
Molecule: messenger RNA, 2407 nt
Organism: Centruroides sculpturatus (bark scorpion)
Lineage: Eukaryota; Metazoa; Arthropoda; Arachnida; Scorpiones; Buthidae
Product: protein ABHD15-like
Exons: 4
Coding region: 951-2168 (405 amino acids)
Molecular function (GO): monoacylglycerol lipase activity; short-chain carboxylesterase activity
Source: RefSeq, a predicted model, not a curated record